Messenger RNA from Ziziphus jujuba (common jujube), 3602 nucleotides. RefSeq names its product small RNA 2'-O-methyltransferase. The record is from RefSeq and is a predicted model, not a curated record. Lineage: Eukaryota; Viridiplantae; Streptophyta; Magnoliopsida; Rosales; Rhamnaceae. The transcript is spliced from 10 exons. Gene Ontology annotation, molecular function: RNA methyltransferase activity; O-methyltransferase activity. The coding region runs from base 360 to 3230 and encodes 956 amino acids. Gene Ontology annotation, cellular component: nucleus; cytoplasm. Gene Ontology annotation, biological process: RNA methylation; siRNA processing; piRNA processing.
AGCAAACAUGACAAUAAAGCUUUUGGGGAGACUGGACACUGGGAGAACGGUGGAAAACCAUGGAAUAAACUAAGUGCAAAGAAAUCCCAAAAGCUUUCCCUCCUUUACCUUUAAACACUUCCUCUUUCUUCUCACUUUCCAAAACCCAAUAGCCCCACAGAAACACAAUACAAAAAAACAAAAAAAAAAAAAAAAAACAGAGAAAAUACUCGUUCUAUCUGUCUUUCUCAGAUACCAAACUCACACAGCAAGCGAAAGAAGCCCAAAAGCCAAUUCUUUUCUCUCACCCAUUCUCAUUCUCUUGGUGGGUCUCAGCCAUUGUCCAUUUUUAUAUGUUGAAAGACAACUAGAAGCUACUGAUGGAAACUGGAGGAUACCCAGCUGUUGCAAUGCAAAAGCCUACCCUUACUCCCAAGGCUGUUAUAAAAAAAAGAUUUGGCGAUCAGGCAUGCUAUAAAGUUGAGGAAGUAGUGGAGUCUACUGAAAUUGGUUGCCCAGGAUUGGCCAUCACACAAAAGGGUCCUUGCCUUUAUCGUUGUAGCUUGCAACUUCCUGAAGUUUCUGUUGUGUCAGGAACCUUUAAAAAGAAGAAGGAAGCUGAGCAAUCUGCCUCUGAGUUGGCCUUGGAAAAGCUUGGCAUCCAUCUUACAGAAAAUAACCCUACUUCGGAAGAAUCAUGGGAUGAUGUGGUUGCUCGUCUCAAAUAUUUAUUCUCAAAUGAGUUCCUCAAAUCUCUUCAUCCUUUAAGUGGUCACUUGAGAGCAGCUUUGCAGAGAGAAGGUGAUCAUUGUGGUUGGAUACCGGUUUCACUGAUUACUAUCUGUGAUUCAAAGAUUUAUAAUCUAUGUAAAUCCAUUGAUCCUAAGGUGGAGUCAAAUCCAUUUUUGGUCAUAUCAUAUGUGAUGAGGGCUGCUGCUAGUUUGUCUGAGGUUGUUUGUACUUCUGAGGGAAAGCUUUGGAUUAGGAGGCAAAUUCAAUACCCUCAUGAAAUUAUUGAUUCAGUUAUCCCAAAACCUGGCUCCUCUGAAAGCUUUUUGAUUAGAGCCAUAAGCAUACCAUGUUUACAAGAGAAGAGUGUUGAAGUAUUAAACCUAAAUGUUUCUUCAACUGGAUAUUACCUUGAUUUUAUUGCAAACCAACUUGGUUUAGUGGAUGCUUCAAACAUUCUGGUUUCUAGACCUAUUGGUAAAGCCUCAUCAGAGACAAGAUUGUACUUUACUGCUCCACAGUCAUAUCUGUUGGAACUGUCUUCGGACUAUUUAAAUGCGAAAGAAGUUAUUGCUUGUGAAGGAUCUUUUAAUGAGCGGGCAAGUUACUUGUCUGGUGAAGAUAUAUAUGGUGAUGCAAUUUUGGCAUCAAUUGGAUACACAUGGAAGUCCAUGGACCUCUUCCAUGAAGAUUUAUCCCUCCAAUCAUACUACAGGAUUAUUCUGGGUAAGAUACCAGGUGGAGUUUAUAAGCUCUCCAGAGGGGCAAUACUUGCAGCUGAGUUACCUUUAGCCUACACUACAAAGACAAACUGGAGAGGUUCCUUUCCAAGAGAAAUUCUUUGCACAUUCUGCCGUCGGCACCGGCUUUCUGAACCUGUCUUCUCUACUAUAAGAACAUCAGAAGCAAUGACCUCAGGAUUAAACAAAAAUUUGAAGGUGAAUGAAUCUGCUGUGGAAGAGACACAGCAUGCUAGUGGGUGUAUAGUUGCUACUGGUGCUAAGGAAGAAGUGGAAUCUGGAGGCACCUUUAGAUGUGAAGUAAAGAUAUAUUCCAAGUUUCAGGAUUUGAUUAUUGAGUGCUCACCAAAAGAUUCUUAUAAGAGGCCGCCUGAUUCCAUCCAGAAUGCAUCUCUGAAAGUUCUUUUAUGGUUAAAUAUGUACUUUAUGAAUCCAGAUAUGCCUGCGGAGAGAUUGAACUGCUCUGCCACUGAACUCAACAUUCAAUUUUAUCCUCAGCACCUUAUGAAAGCAUUUGGGCUGUAUCAAUCUGUUCAAAACUUUUGGCAUAGUGAAAUUCAAGGUGGAAUAUUAUUACAAUCAAACCGUAUGAACAUGCCACAUACUAUGCUUGGACAUGGAAUUGGUUCUUUUAACAUUGAAGGUCCGGAUUCUGGAGUGUCUGCUUCUAAUGGGUGCUUAUCAUGCAUAAGUUACUCUGUAUCGUUGUUGACCGAGGGUGAAAAUACAAAAGAACUUCUUGAAAGUACAGAUGAGUUUGAGUUUGAAAUAGGGUCUGUAUCAGUGAUUUCACAUCUGGAAACAGUUGUAACACAGAUGACUGUUGGUCAGUCUGCCUUUUUUUGUAUGGAUUUGCCCCCCAAAGAGUUAAUUUUAGCUGCAACUGAUGAUUGUGAAAGGGUUGUUCCGAUGUUAGCUUCAAGAACCUGCUGUUUGGAGUACACCAUAACUUUGUUGCGGGUAACAGAACCUCUGGAGGACAGAAUGGAGCAGGCUCUUUUCAGUCCCCCACUUUCAAAACAGCGAGUGGGAUUUGCGGUGCAACAUAUCAAAGAAUCGGGUGCUACUACUUUGGUUGACUUCGGGUGUGGUGCUGGAAGUCUGUUGGAUUCUUUGCUGAAUUAUGAAACUUCUCUAGAAAAAAUUGUUGGUGUUGAUAUUUCAAACAAGAGUCUUGUACGGGCUGCAAAGGUACUUCAUACAAAACUCAGCAAAAAGUCAGAUGCUGAUGUUCCAUUCGCAGAAUUAAAAUCUUUAGUUCUUUAUGAUGGUUCAAUCUUAGAUUUCGACUCCAGAUUGUAUGGAUUUGAUAUUGGCACUUGCUUAGAGGUAAUUGAGCACAUGGAAGAAGAUCAAGCAUGCCUUUUUGGUGAUAUUGUGUUGAGUUCUUUUCUUCCAAGAAUUUUGAUUGUUUCUACCCCGAACUAUGAAUACAAUGUCAUACUUCAGAAGUCUAGCCUUUCAAGCCAAGAAGAAGAUCCAGAUGAUAAAACCCAGUCGCAAUCUUGUAAAUUUCGCAACCAUGACCACAAGUUUGAGUGGACUAGAGAGCAGUUCAACCACUGGGCAACCGAGUUGGCUGCAAGGCACAACUAUAGUGUUGAGUUCAGUGGCGUUGGUGGAUCUGGAGACUUAGAACCGGGUUUUGCUUCCCAGAUUGCUGUUUUUAGAAGGCGAUAUCCAUUGCAAGGAGAUGAUCUUCUUAAGGAUACAGAUAUUGAACGUCAGUAUGAUGUUGUGUGGGAAUGGAAUGGUGGCACUAGAUCAAGAUCUGCUCUUUGAAAAACCAACUCUGUGCUCCAAUUUUUAAGCCAAGUUCACAGAGGAUUAUUUUUGGUUUUCAUUGUGGCUUUUUGAGGUUACUUGACAUUAUAAGUUUGGUGUGAAGGAGAAUUGGUUCAUAUGGAAUGGAAAUACAUGUGCAUGGUGUAAAGAAAACUACUGGGUUACAUUUUGGUCGUCUUUGUGCACAUCGGACAGUGUGUUUUAGAGCUCUAGUGAUUUGGUCAAUGCUCAUUUUAAAGCUGGGUUUUUUUUAAAGCUUUCCUUUUAAUGCUAAAGCCAAGACAUCUUCAAUGUGUUUUAGAGUUCUGAUAUGUUUUCGGAGAUUAUGGUUCAAAAUAAAUAUAAGAAGUUUAGCAAUGUUAUUUGACA